Odobenus rosmarus divergens (Pacific walrus) is the source of this 720-nucleotide messenger RNA. RefSeq names its product nicotinamide nucleotide adenylyltransferase 3 (gene NMNAT3). The record is from RefSeq and is a predicted model, not a curated record. Gene Ontology annotation, cellular component: mitochondrion. Lineage: Eukaryota; Metazoa; Chordata; Mammalia; Carnivora; Odobenidae. Gene Ontology annotation, molecular function: nicotinamide-nucleotide adenylyltransferase activity; nicotinate-nucleotide adenylyltransferase activity. The coding region runs from base 1 to 648 and encodes 215 amino acids. The transcript has 3 exons. Gene Ontology annotation, biological process: NAD+ biosynthetic process.
AUGUACCAGGUGAUCGGGGGUAUCAUCUCUCCUGUCAAUGACGGCUACAGGAAGCAAGACCUCGUGGCUGCCCACCACCGGGUGGCCAUGGCCCGGCUGGCCCUGCAGACGUCCGACUGGGUCCAGGUGGACCCCUGGGAGAGUGAGCAGGUGCAGUGGAUGGAGACAGUGAAGGUGCUGAGGCAUCAUCACAGUGAACUGCUCAGAUCUCUGCCCCAGACGGAAGGCCAGGACCACGGCAGGGCUCGCUCCGUGGCCCCCACAGCUGUGCCCGAGCUGAAGCUCCUCUGCGGGGCAGAUGUCUUGAAGACCUUCCAGACCCCCAACCUCUGGAAAGAUGCACACAUCCAGGAGAUAGUGGAGAAGUUUGGCGUGGUGUGUGUGAGCCGGACAGGUCACAACCCAAAGGAAUACAUCUCAGGUUCGCCCAUCCUGCACCGCUACCAGCACAACAUUCACCUGGUCAGGGAGCCCGUGCAGAAUGAGCUCAGCUCUACGUACAUCAGGCGGGCCCUGAGCCAGGGGCGCAGCGUCAAGUACCUGCUCCCAGACGCUGUCAUCAGCUACAUCAAGGACCACAACCUCUACACCAGGGACAGUUCCUGGAAAGGCAGCAGCACCCAGAGGAAUGAAGGAAAGACAGACUAGGGAGAGUUAGCCACUCCUCCACAGAGCUUCUCCUGACGAAAGGGCAGUUAAGGUCUUUGCCUUUUUCUUUUU